AUGCGACUCCUUUGUCUCCACGGCCAUGGAACAAAUUCGCAGAUUCUUGAGGCACAGUUGGAGCCACUACGAAGCCGCUUGCCAGGGCAUUGGGAGUUUGAAUUUCUAGACGGGGAGAUGGAUGCUCCUCCACCUGCAGGUAUCAGUGAAAUCUUCCCUGGACCUUAUCUCUGUUAUCAUGGAGAACCUAUUCCAGAGGAUGUACAAGCCGCCUAUGAAAUGGUCUUGAGCGUCGUCCAAGAGGAGGGACCGUUCGACGGAGUGAUAGGAUUCUCCCAGGGAGCAGCAGUGGCAUCGACGAUGAUUGCAGCUGAGGCAGAAAGAAACCCUGAGUCCGAGCCAUUCAAGUUCGCCAUUUUCUUUUCCGCAACGAUGCCGUUCGACUUAUCAGCUGGACAAUUACAUCUAACUCUCAUUGGUGAUGACCUGACAGCAGUUCACCAAGACUCUGAUGGUGAGGAUCUGAAAGACAAUGACAUCGACUGGCUCAAGGAUUGUCGAUCAGUAGGAGUGAUUGAGGAGUUUGAAUCCAGAAGACCUCGCAUCGCUGGGGCAUCGCAGGAACCACAGAGCAUUGAUGUUCUUCUGCGCUUUCACCCAUCUACACACGGACAAAGAAUUCACAUUCCAACUGUUCACAUCAUUGGGCUCAAUGACAGUAUGGCGAACCAAGGAAGAGAUUUGGCUGGAAUCUGCGAUCCAAAGCUUGCACAGAUUGUCACUCAUGAUGGAGGGCAUCAAUUGCCUAGAGAUGCAGGAACUGUAGGCAAGGUAGCGGAAGCCAUCCAAUGGGCUGUGGAGCGUACUAUUUUUUGUAACUAG
Molecule: messenger RNA, 822 nt
Organism: Talaromyces amestolkiae
Lineage: Eukaryota; Fungi; Ascomycota; Eurotiomycetes; Eurotiales; Trichocomaceae
Exons: 2
Coding region: 1-822 (273 amino acids)
Cellular component (GO): cytoplasm; nucleus
Source: RefSeq, a predicted model, not a curated record